GUGGGGAGCCACUGAGUGGAACUGAGCCCCGCGCAGCCCCGGAGCCAGCUCCCGGCACCGACCUCUCACCGGGGCAGGAUGGAGGAUUUGGAUGCGCUGCUGGAGGAGCUGGAGCAAAGCUCCCGCGAGGCCCCUGGGCUGCAGGCACCGGCACGCCUGGAGCACCCUGCAGGCUCCCCGGGUUUGUCCUUCCAGGUGCAGUCGCCUGGGGCUCAGCCUCCCGCAGCGGCUGCGGACACGGUGUACAGCCCUGUCCCAGCCCCGCAGCCGCUGUUCCCAUCCUCCCCACCCACGGCAGCCGCUCAGCAGCUGGACAAGCUCCUGGCUGACCUGGGCCACAUGCAGAGCAAGUUUGCAGCAGGGGGGCAGGGAGCCCAGGAGCCAGAGAAGACCGAGCCCAAGCCCUCUCUGGACAACAUGCUGGGCAGCCUCACCCAGGACCUGCAGGAGCUGGGCAUCACGGCCACCCCCACCAGUGUCUGCUCCACCUGUCACAAGCCCAUUGCUGGCAAGGUGCUGACAGCGCUGGGCAGGACCUGGCACCCCGAGCACUUCACUUGUGCCCGCUGCGGGCAGGAGCUCGGUGCCCGGCCCUUCUUCGAGCGGGAUGGGCAGCCCUACUGCGAGGAUGACUAUCACCAGGCCUUCGCGCCCUGCUGUGCCUACUGUGCCGGCCCCAUCCGCGAGAAGGUCCUCACGGCGCUGGACCAGACCUGGCACCCCGAGCACUUCUUCUGUGCCAGCUGCGGGAAGGUGUUUGGAGAUGAGGGUUUCCUGGUGCGGGACGGGAGGCCAUACUGCCGCCAGGACUUCCUGGCCCUGUUUGCCCCCAAGUGCCAGGGUUGCGAGCGCCCGGUGACCGGCAGUUACCUGUCAGCGCUGAGCGGGGUCUGGCACUCCGAGUGCUUCGUGUGCACGGACUGCCUGAGCGGCUUCAGCAGCGGCUCCUUCUUCGAGCUGGAGGGCCGGCCCUACUGUGAGCAGCACUUCCACCAGCGCCAGGGCAGCAUCUGCCAUGGCUGCGGCCGCCCUGUCACCGGCCGCUGCGUCACAGCUGCGGGGCGCAAGUACCACCCCGAGCACUUCACCUGCACCUACUGCCUGCGCCCGCUGCACAAGGGCACGGUCCGCGAGCGCGGCAGCAGGAUGUACUGCCAGGCCUGCCACGACAAGCUCUUCCUCUGAGCCCCGGCACGCAGCCGCCCCUCCCGGCUGCCCCUGGCAUGGUCCCUGCUGGCACAAAAGGGAUUUGCUUUGUUCCAGCCACCAGCCCC
Neopsephotus bourkii (Bourke's parrot) is the source of this 1274-nucleotide messenger RNA. RefSeq names its product leupaxin (gene LPXN). Gene Ontology annotation, biological process: actin cytoskeleton organization; muscle structure development. Gene Ontology annotation, cellular component: stress fiber; adherens junction; filamentous actin. Bases 79 to 1185 code for a protein of 368 amino acids. The transcript has 9 exons. NCBI's taxonomy places the organism in Eukaryota, Metazoa, Chordata, Aves, Psittaciformes, Psittacidae. Gene Ontology annotation, molecular function: actin binding; muscle alpha-actinin binding. The record is from RefSeq and is a predicted model, not a curated record.